AUGGGGCUGUUCAUGAGGAACCUGCCAGGCAGGGAACGGCGGGCGACGAAACGACUGGCGUUUUUUAUGAUCGGAGGCAUGUUGUUUUCUAUCGUCAUGUUUGUGUUUCUGAUGGUGUGCCAGCUGCCAUGUGCCAGUGACCAAUCCCCUUAUGACUAUGAGAGGUGGAAGCAUAGCAGGAACUUGCUUGCUCCUUCUAAGAACGCCAGAUAUACUUUAGUUAUUUUGAUCAUAUCCAGUCCUGGAAAUAUCCAUGAACGGAAUGCUAUCCGGGAGACCUGGCUGACGUGGUUGGAUGAUAGUGUGAUUAUGUUCCGAUUUGUUGUAGGCACUUCAGCGUUAAACAAAGUUCAAAGUUCACAGCUGGUGCAGGAAGAUUCCGCACACAAAGACAUGCUGUUACUAAACAGUAUCAUUGAUUCUUAUGAAGAAUUGACAAAUAAAAUUUUACAAGCAUUUAUUUGGUUGGACAAACAUGUCAACUAUCAGUAUGUCUUGAAAGUUGAUGACGACAGCUUUGUGGUUGUGCCAGGUAUUUUGUCUGAACUUCGAUACAAGCCAAAAGAAAGACUUUACUGGGGUUUUUUUGAUGGCCGUGCCAAUGUUAAAACUUCGGGAAAGUGGAAGGAAUCAAAGUGGAACUUGUGCGAUAAAUAUUUACCGUAUGCUCGUGGCGGUGGCUAUGUUUUGUCGUUUGAUUUAGUAAAUUUUAUAGCGUGGAACUCGGAUCUGUUACAGUUGUACCUUAGCGAGGAUGUGUCCGUAGGAACGUGGUUGGCCCCACUGAAAGUUCAUCGUCACCACGACCAGAACUUUGACACAGAGUAUAUGUCUAGAGGAUGUUUGAACUCUUACCUCAUUAUGCACAAACAGUCGGUGAGUAGUUUCAGAGAACUACAUAAUAAUAUAGAAACUGCUGGUGUGCUGUGUAAGACUGAGGUGGUCUUGCGAGGAUCGUACGAGUACAACUGGAGUUACCCCCCUUCUCAGUGUUGUAAUAGGUCACCGAUUGAACAAAGAAGUCCUGAUAAGUCUGUGUCUAAAACGUAA
Messenger RNA from Candidula unifasciata, 1050 nucleotides. The record is from the annotation of a GenBank genome assembly. NCBI's taxonomy places the organism in Eukaryota, Metazoa, Mollusca, Gastropoda, Stylommatophora, Geomitridae.